Cutaneotrichosporon cavernicola is the source of this 435-nucleotide messenger RNA. RefSeq lists its product as uncharacterized. The record is from RefSeq and is a predicted model, not a curated record. Gene Ontology annotation, molecular function: calcium ion binding. The transcript has 6 exons. Gene Ontology annotation, cellular component: myosin II complex. NCBI's taxonomy places the organism in Eukaryota, Fungi, Basidiomycota, Tremellomycetes, Trichosporonales, Trichosporonaceae. Bases 1 to 435 code for a protein of 144 amino acids. Gene Ontology annotation, biological process: mitotic actomyosin contractile ring assembly.
AUGCAGUCGGCUGCCAAGGACAACGCAGAGUACAAGGAGGCGUUCGCGCUCUUCGACAAGCGCGGCACUGGCCAGGUUCCGCGCGAGUCGCUCGGUGAGCUGCUGCGCUCUCUAGGCCAGAACCCCACCCAGGCCGAGGUUGCGCAGCUCGAGGGCGCCGUCGGUUCUACCUUCGACUUCAAUCAGUUCAUUGACAUCCUCAACCGCCCUGACGGCUGGAAGCCUGCUGGCACUGCUGAGGAGUUCAUCAAGGGCUUCCAGGUGUUCGACAAGGCUGGCAACGGCAUGAUUGGCGCCGGCGAGCUCCGCUACGUCCUCACCCAGCUCGGUGAGAAGAUGUCGGACGAGGAGGUUGACGAGCUCCUCAAGGGCUUCCCUGUCCAGGACGGCCAGAUCAACUACCACUCGUUCGUACGCUCCAUCCUUGCGCAAUAG